Molecule: messenger RNA, 3462 nt
Organism: Seriola dumerili (greater amberjack)
Lineage: Eukaryota; Metazoa; Chordata; Actinopteri; Carangiformes; Carangidae
Product: phosphatase and actin regulator 1-like
Exons: 12
Coding region: 289-2073 (594 amino acids)
Biological process (GO): stress fiber assembly; cell motility
Molecular function (GO): actin binding
Source: RefSeq, a predicted model, not a curated record
GAGGGAGAGGUAGUCACUGCCACUCACUACUCACCCUCUCUUUUAUUAUUAGCUCACUUGGAUCUGGCAGCAGGGCUUUUUUUCUCAGCAGCAGUGACUUUGGCAUUGCGCAACCUAUUAGCUCUCAGGUAAAGGUGUGGGACAACAGCAGAGAGAAGCGACCGAUUUGGGGUCAAUGGAAACGGCCGCUGUAGGUCAGGUAGGAUUCAAUUUGAUGGCCCUUUAAUUGAAGUCCAUACCGUGUUUUAACGCCGCGCACUGAGCUCCGUUUUCCGCGUUCCCACAAUCAUGUUCAAGACGGUCAAUUACCCGUCGGUGGAUCCCGCGCCCACCAUCAUGCACGGCACUUGGUUUGCCACGGGGUGCCGAGAAAACACGCCCGUGGCGGUGGAGAAACCUAAGAAAAAGGCGUUCAGCCUGGUCAAAAUCAUGUCUCUCAGCAACAAGAAAGGGCACGGCCAGUAUCCGCACCACAACAACAACAUGCCCUUUACGAUCCACUGUCACAUCGGGAAAGAGAUCAAGCACAUUUGCAGCAACUGCAGCCGCGGGAACGACACACAGGACGCUGAGGAAGUAGAGAGGCUGGCCGCCAUGCGUUCUGAGUCCUUGGUCUCUGGCACCCACACUCCACCUAUCCGUCGACGGAGCAAGUUUGCCACUCUGGGACGUCUCCUGAAGCCCUGGAAAUGGAGGAAGAAGAAGAGUGAGAAAUUCAAGCAGACUUCUGCUGCGCUGGAGAGGAAGAUGUCAAUGCGACAGAGCAGAGAUGAGCUGAUCAAGAGAGGAGUGCUGAAGGAGAUCUUUGAAAAAGCAACCGUUGAAUUCCGAUCCUCGAUGGAUGGUGGAGUCUGCACUCAGGAGCCCUCUAUUAAGUCAUCCAUGGUCUUGCCUACCAAGAAAUCGGUCACCUACUCAAGUGACCUUCAGGACACCCCCGCCAAGCCGCCGCUGUACCACAAACAGCCUCCUGCUCUCCCUCCAAAGCCUUUCUCUAGGAUCCCAAACCAUAGCACAGAUUCUUGCCAGCCAAUGAAGUUGCCCUGUAUGCCUGGGGGAAAGCACUCUCCACCUCUGCCUCCCAAGAAAGUGAUGAUUUGUGUGCCUCCAGGGGGGCUGGACUCCUCCAACUCCCCUUCUCCAUCCCCCAACCCCCUCAGCGGGCUCCCCCAAAAGUGCGUCCCUCAGCAGGGCAUGUCGUCCCACCACGGCACCCUGCUGCCCUCCCAGCUCGCCGGUCUGUCCAGUCUUCACCAGAGCCACGGUCACCCGCUCCAGCUCCAGUACGGCAGCUUGCACGCACCCAGCCGCAUCAUCGAGGAGCUCAAUAAAACCCUGGCGCUCUCCAUGCAGAGGUUUGAAAGCUCCGCAUUGCACGGCGGCGGUCAGUGUAUGCCUCUGGACAGACGAGAAGUGCCGUCUGUGAUCAUCGACUAUGAGGACGACAAGGAGAACAUGCCCAACGAGUCAGACUACGAAGAUCUGCCCAGCAUGUACAAGGACGAGGACGACGACGUGGACGAUGACGAGGACGACGACGAAGAUGACGACUCCAUAUUUACAAGUACCCUGGCUCAGAAGGUGCUCAGGAAAGACUCUCUGGCCAUCAAGCUGAGUAACCGUCCAUCCAAAAGAGAGCUGGAGGAGAAAAACAUCCUGCCCAUGCAGACAGAUGAGGAGAGACUGGAGUCUAGGCAGCAGAUAGGCACCAAACUCACAAGGCGCUUGAGUCAGAGGCCCACAGCAGAGGAGCUAGAGCAGAGGAACAUCCUCAAACCUCGCAAUGAGCAAGAGGAAAUGGAGGAGAAGAGGGAGAUAAAACGGAGGCUAACGAGAAAGCUGAGCCAAAGGCCCACAGUAGAGGAGCUGAGACAGGCCAAAAUUCUCAUCCGAUUCAGUGACUAUGUGGAGGUGUCAGAUGCCCAGGACUACGACAGGCGGGCAGAUAAGCCCUGGACCCGGCUCACAGCAGCUGACAAGGCAGCUAUACGGAAGGAACUCAAUGAUUUCAAGAGCAAUGAGAUGGAAGUGCACGAGUCAAGUCGCCAUUUAACCAGGUUUCACAGACCAUAGUAGACCACCACUGUCUCGAGCAGUGCCGGAGCGGCGCUCUCCUCCACUGAGAACCUUAAGUGCUGGACAGUAAAAUGGUGCCCGUUUCUACAAUAAGGCCAUGUCUUCUGAAAUGCCUUUUCAAGACCCACACAACUGAGUCGGUACUACACCACAAGAUGCAGACACCCACUACUCUAUCCACUGUAGUAGCACAUAAUGACUCCAGUUGAUUCACAUCGCCCCUCUGUGGAAAUUGCUCGACUGUCUCUUCAACCUCUCUGCUGAGCUCUUAGGCAGGCGCUCAGUUCUGCGGCGAUUUGGACGGCGGGAGAGAAUUCGUUUGCAAUUGACUGACACUUGCGAAAUCUGCUGAGGGCAACUGUACCUUUUUGGUUCAUCAAUAACACACCAGUGGACUUGUCUCAGUGGACUUGCUUUAAUCCCUCCUCUUUAUUAUGCCGUCCUCCUCCCCCCUUGAUUCCUCUAGCCCUUAUGGACAACUCUGUGCCAGGAUGCGGGGUUGAUUGUUCUGAGCUCACCAUAUCAGCAGGAGAUCUAUCUUCACCGCACCUGCUGGGACUUUGGAAACUGCUUAGAACGACACACAGGAGGGAGGGAGGGGUCCAACAUUAGAAUCAUGUGCAAUAUGUUUUUUUUUUUCUUCUGCUUUUCUCAGACUAUAGCACCCCCUGGAGUCCCCUCUGUGUCAUUACUAUGUAGUCCAGACUUCUCUUCAACCCUCAUAUGUGCAAUUCUCACUGUACCGACAAUGUUGACAUCUAAUUGCUAACUGUGAAUCUGGGAGUUUGGGCAAAGCCUGCGCUCUCUCCAAAUGUACAUUUUGUUUAUACUAAGGAAGGAAAGUAACAUUUAAAGAAGAAUCAUGCUUGACCAAGCUUCAUUCAUGUCAGAAUCUUAUAAAUUUCAUGUAAGAAUUGCAGCUGGCAGAUAUAUUCUGGUUCCAGUGUGUGCAACAAGUAUCUGUUUUAUAUUAUUUUGUUAAUUUUUAAUUGUUUUUUUUUUUUAUAGAGGCAAUUCAUUUACAUGUUGCUACAUGUUCCCACUCUUUGGAUUGAUGAUUUUUAAAACAAAAUACCAAGAGUUACUCUCGCCACAUUGUUAUCUCUUACAUUUCUUUUUGUUUGCAGCAGUGUUUAAUGAUCUUUGCUCAUAAUGUGCAUUGUAUUAUACACUUAAACUAUACUUUUUUUUACUCAUGUCAUAAUACGUUUCUGAUCAAGCAAUAUUUGUUGUUUGUAGAGAAAAGGUUAAACUGCAGGUGUAUCCCCACCAUUUUUUUUAUUGUGCUUAUACACUCCGCCUCACUUCAGGGUUUUAAUUUUCUUUUAUACUUUACUUUAGGAAAGCUUUAUUCAGGAGGACUUUUUUCUGCAUUUUUCUUGACUG